GAACGAAGACACCUCUUCGCUGCACGUGGGGGAGACCAGCAAAGUCAUGUUUGCCCGGCUCCUCUCUGUACGCUCCAGCGUCGGGCUGCCUGGGCUGAGAGAUGCGAGCAGGCACACCUCCGGAUGAGCAGACGCGCGGGCUUGGGGAUGGCAUCCCGAUAGCGCUCGGUUGAGGGACCGGCAACGACAUGGGACAGUGCUGCUGUAAAUACAGAAGGAAGUCACCCCAGCAAGCAAGAGGCGCUGCUGGGGACCGGGACAGGAUGCCUGUCAAUCAUGAAGCAUUCCUCCUCAUGGCAAACACCCAGAACGACAUGGAGGACUGGGUAAAAGCUAUUAGGCGAGUGAUAUGGGCUCCGUUUGGUGGAGGUAUAUUUGGCCAGCGCUUGGAGGACACCGUACAGUAUGAACGCAAGUUUGGGAAGAGGCUGGCUCCUUUACUGGUUGAACAGUGCGUGGAUUUUAUCCGGGAGCACGGCCUGAAUGAAGAGGGGCUGUUUCGUAUGCCUGGACAAGCCAACUUGGUCAAAGAGCUUCAGGAUUCAUUUGACUGUGGAGAAAAGCCAUUGUUUGACAGUGACACUGACGUUCACACCGUAGCCUCCCUGCUGAAGCUGUACCUCCGGGAGCUGCCUGAGCCAGUCAUACCGUUUGCCAAGUACGAGGACUUCCUCUCGUGCGCGCAGCUGCUGGCCAAGGACGAGGAGGAGGGAAUCCAAGAGCUGACCAAACAGGUGAUAAGUCUGCCUCAUGCCAAUUACAACCUCCUAGAUUAUAUAUGCAGCAAACUGCUUUGCAGGUUCCUGGAUGAAGUUCAGUCCUACUCAAGCGUUAAUAAGAUGAGUGUUCAAAACCUAGCUACGGUGUUUGGACCAAACAUACUGCGUCCAAAAAUAGAAGACCCAGUGACCAUCAUGGAAGGCACAUCGCUUGUGCAGUCCCUAAUGACGGUGCUGAUCAGCGAACACCACAGGCUCUUUCGCAUCAGUCACAGCGAGAUCCUAGCAGCGCACGUCGAAGUGAAGGCUCAGGCGAGGCGCGCCCUGGUGGAGUGGGUAUCCGAAGGGGAGUUCGAAGGGCCAAAGACGGACAAGAGCGACAACUACACGGAGAGCGUCUCCAACAGCGGCACGUCGCUGGACGUCAACGUCAGCACCCCUGUGGCUGGCUCGAAAAGCACCUCUCAGGAGCGAGCCGACAAGCAGCUCCACACCACCCACAGCCCGAGAAGGAUCCAAACGCUCCCCACGUGGAAAUAUUCGUUCAAGCACACCGGCGGGCGGGCGGGCAGCGCCAAGCUAGGAGGCUCGACGUUAGACAUCCCGAACUUAGCAGCCAGCGGCAACUGGCUGAUGAACGGCCUGUCCUCGCUCCGGGGGCACCGGCGGACCUCGUCCGGGGAGCGAGCGAAAGAGUUGGGCUCAUCCCAGCGCUUGUCGACGUAUGACAACGUGCCGUCGUCGAGCCUCUCCCUGAGUGUGGGCGACAGGCAGAGCGCGGCCAGCACGGCCUGGUCGACCUCCUCCUGCGAGAUCUCGGUCGCGGACUCCGCCGGCAGCUCCGCCCUCGGCCGGGAGAGCGACUCUUCAGCUCUCGACUGCGCCAAAGCGGACUGGCCGGUGCGGGUCACCCAGCCGCUGAACGAAGCGCGGGGGGGCGCGGAGGACAGCAGGAUCGAGCGUUUUGAGGUGUCCGUCAGCAGCGGGGGCUGCAGCGACAACAGUGACUUAGCGACGCUGUCUCACAGCUCGGCCGUGUGUUCGAAAGCACUUCAGGGCUUGGUCACCGAGCUCAAGUCGGAACUGAGCAAACAGAGGGCGGAGUACGAAAACAGGAUCAAGAGGCUUGAAGAAUCCAGCACGGUGCUGAGAUUGCAGGUGAGCAGACUGGAAGAAGAGUUGGACCAAGGGAAAAAGAAGUACACCAUGCUCGAAAUAAAGGUGCGCAACGCAGACAGGGCACGGGACGAUGCCGAGCAGAGAAACCAACUGCUGCAGAAGGAGAUGGAGGCCUUUUUUGCCACAUUAGGAAAUUUAACACAGGGAUUCGGGGAAACGAAACCCAAAUAGACGAGAGCUGCAAGACAUUUUCCUUUCUUUUAAAGUUCCGAACCGGCAAGACUAUGAAGACACUGUGUUUACAUAUUUCAUUGACUUUUUAUAUAAGAACUUGUGCAUUUAUUUUUAAUUUUGUGAAUUCAUUCACGAGGCAAUUCCAAAUUUUUUUUUUUGUAUGAUCUUGUUCGUUCGUUUCAGUCCAAGAUAUCACACACAACAGAGAAAAAAAAAUUCCUUCAGGAAAACGUCAGGGAUUUAUAUUGGCUCCCUGUUCAUCUCCCUUUUUCCUCACAGGCUUCAUCACACUGGGCACAGUGGGAAUCCACACGGUCUGUAUCUUACCCCGAGGUGCCCAUUGCCUAGUAUUCCCUCCAGGGGCAUUCUUUCCAGUUGACAAAAUGGAUGUUUACACCUAGACACUUGAGCAGCAUCAGCGACCUGGAUUUGCGGCAAAAGAGAAACGUCCCUCUUGCCCCACGGACACAGCUUUUUGAGCUGAGGAGCCAGACUGUAAUGUAUUUAAUUAUGAGCACAAGUGUCUCCUGCUGAAGAGCUCUGGACGGAUUUUGUAAUGCUGACCUAGAUGCCGAAUGCAGCUAUCUGGAUAUGUGCCAGCAAGUCCAGUCAGUGAGGCUAAACCUGGGGACGUUAGUGAGUGUGGGGGGAGGUGGGGGGGGG
Molecule: messenger RNA, 2735 nt
Organism: Callorhinchus milii (elephant shark)
Lineage: Eukaryota; Metazoa; Chordata; Chondrichthyes; Chimaeriformes; Callorhinchidae
Product: rho GTPase-activating protein 22-like
Exons: 8
Coding region: 189-2069 (626 amino acids)
Biological process (GO): activation of GTPase activity; signal transduction
Cellular component (GO): focal adhesion
Molecular function (GO): GTPase activator activity
Source: RefSeq, a predicted model, not a curated record